Doryrhamphus excisus (bluestripe pipefish) is the source of this 2209-nucleotide messenger RNA. Lineage: Eukaryota; Metazoa; Chordata; Actinopteri; Syngnathiformes; Syngnathidae. The record is from RefSeq and is a predicted model, not a curated record.
AGCCAUUCUGCCUCACAGACACGCCAACUGGAAGACAUGUUGACUUCCUGGAAGCUCUCGACCUUCUUGUAAGUCACAACAAAGGAGAUCCCACAGCUGAUUGUAAUUACACGAGCCGGAAAAAAAAGACUUCAAUGUAAACUCUUGACAGGAUGUUGAACACAAGAGAUGGUAGGGGGGUUUCGACCAGAGCCCUGAAGUUGUGACAUCUUUUACAGGAAGUUGCACGAAAGAUUCCGACAGACGCAGCAUGGAAACGCUUCUUUUUUUAUUUCCUCAAUUCAACUUCAUGGCCCGGAAGGAGGAAGCGUAUUUCAAACGGCUAAGGCCAGACGAGACGCGAGCACCAACAAUGAAGGCUGAUAGCAGCAGACAGCAAGUCAAGGAGCGGAGUCUCACCAGGUCUGGCUCUCAUGAAAAUGUCAGCCACCGUAAAAAGACUACAUCCAGCAACAUCUCAGCCGAGGCAGCUUUGCAAUGGAGGAGCUCCUUUGAAGAACUGAUGAAGAACCCAGACGGGGUUGAAACUUUCUCUCAGUUCCUACGCACCGAGUUCAGUGAAGAAAACAUCGAGUUCUGGUUGGCAUGUGAAGAAUACAAGACCUAUGACUCUGAGAAGAAGAUGGUGUCCAAAGCCAAACAUAUUCAUGCUGUUUUUAUUGAGUCGGAUGCCCCUAAAGAGGUCAACAUCGACUACAACACCAAGAUGGCCAUCCAGAAGACUUUAGCACAGCCCACAAAGAGCUGUUUUGAAGCAGCCCAGAUGAAAGUAUACAGCCUGAUGAAAAAGGACUCUUACCCCAGAUUCCUGCACUCUGACCUUUAUUUACGCCUCACCAGGACAAAAGGGCCGGGAGUCGGCAUGUUUCGCAGAAGGUCACGCUCAUGUGUCUUCAACGAGCGAGGCGACGCCACGGCCGAACCCUCACCCUGGUAGCAAUAACAUUUCAGACAUAGCCGCUCACUCAUAAAACUGAUUAUUACAUCGGUGAUAAUCAGCGGCGAGGAGUGGAAUUUUAAUUGCAAAAUUUGUGUUGGAGAUGGUAACGUGUCUGCAGAAUGAAUCAUUUUCUUUUACAACCAAAGUAGAUUAUCCAAACAAUAUUAGAGGCUGGCAACGGGCCAUUGAUCCACGCAAAUAGUUUGAGGGUAUUUGGAGGAAUAUGCCAGUUUAAUUUGCUACUAUGCUUAUGUCUGCAUGUAUUAAUAUGAAGAUCCAGACUGCAUCUGUUUAGCAAAUCAUUCAUGCAUGUAAUCCUUGCUAAAAAUCAUCACUUGCUGGUGUUUCACAUCAUAAAUAAUAAGUGUGAUGAUUUGUGUUAUUGCUAAUCCGACUGAUGUGCAGAAUCAAGACAUGAACCACCAGUUUUUGGGUUUAAAAAAAAGUGCUUUGGAGGACUAAUGAUUAGCAAGUCAGUGUAGUUGAGGUGUUAACGUACAAACAGUACCCCCCCUCGUGUUAGAUUAAAAUGUAGAUAGAAUGAAUAUAGCGUUAGUUAUCACCCUUAUAUCCAUUUGCUUAGACAAUAGAAAGUGUUUGAAUGUGCUGAAGAAGAAAUGUUCCCGUGACCCUGACCAGAGACCCCCAGCGACCCCCCCCCCAGGUCCUGGAGGUGCCUGGAUGCGCCAACAGCAACCCUGCAGAUGUUCAUGUUAAUCCUGCAAGAAUGUGUCAAGAUAAGAAGUCAUAAAACAAUAAAAGUAAUUACUCUCACAUAUACACACACACAUAGACAAACAAAUACAGGAGGCUGCAACUGCCUCCCCCCCUUAGAGUUGCACGACCAUGUAGUAGGGACCCCCGAAAAGAGAAUAAAAAGAGAGGAGCAUGAACUGCAUAGUGGAGCGGCAUGUCACUGGGUAUGUGGUUUCACUCUCCUCGCUGCGAGUAACUUUAAAUAUUGUUUGUCUCUUCUGUAUUUCUGUAUUUAAGUGUCACAGGAGUUUGAACCUGACACCCCCCCCCCCCUUAAAUAUUCAGAUGCGCCUAUUUGAUGUAAAGUCUUCCAUUAUGUACAAAGAUGGGCACUCGGUAGAGCACAGACCUCCACCAAGGGCAAACCGCCAUAAACACGUCCGUGCGAUUUGCUUGAUUGAAAAAUGAUGAUGUGCAAGGCCGUACUGUUGGAAUGCAAUUCUGCAGGUGCAGCUCCAUAGCUGGCUUCGAUGUGGGCGGUCUGUAACUGCAAAAAGUACAAAUAAAUUAUUG